Molecule: messenger RNA, 2861 nt
Organism: Polistes canadensis
Lineage: Eukaryota; Metazoa; Arthropoda; Insecta; Hymenoptera; Vespidae
Gene: Fam92
Exons: 14
Coding region: 233-2395 (720 amino acids)
Biological process (GO): cilium assembly
Cellular component (GO): ciliary transition zone; ciliary basal body
Source: RefSeq, a predicted model, not a curated record
UCACUUCCACUUUGGACUCUCUCGUAACGGAAUUUAAAAAUUCUACAGAGCCGAUCUAUAAGUAUACAAGAUCUAUGGUUGUGCCAAAUACGAUUGAUUUCACGUGUUUCGAAUGGAUGAAAUGAUUAGUCAUUUGUUCUUUCAAGUAUAAUUUAAGAAUAAUUCAAAUGUUAGAUUUGGAGAUAAUGAAAAACCAACCUACAAUUAUAUCAUAGCAAACACUCCUCCAAUAAUGUCAACGUAUCAUCUGCUGUCGUGGGGUGCUAAUUCUCACGGACAAUUAGGACAUGGUAUGAAAUCGGAACAAUGUAUCCUUCCACAAGAAAUCGAUUUAUCAUCGUAUUCUUUUAAAGCAGAGGAUAUUCAAAAGAUCGUUGGCGGUGCUGGGCAUUCGUUGAUUUUAAAUAAAAAUGGACACGUUUAUUCCUGCGGAUGGAAUAACAAAGGACAAUUAGGUCAGCCUGAAAAGGAAGAUAAAUUAAAUUUCGAGAGAAUACGCGGAAUAUUAGAAAAUGAAAUCAUUAUUGAUAUCGCUUGUGGGUGGGAUUCUUCCGCAGCAUUGACAAAUCAAGGCAAAUUAUAUAUGUGGGGUUCAAAUAAUUUUGGACAAUUAGGAAUUGAUCCUUUUACGCUCCGUCAUUCUUAUGAACCUAUUGAAACGAUGCCUUGCGAAAAAAUUAAGCGAGUUGCAAUGGGUUUAAGACACACUGCUGUAAUAACCCAAGACCGUCGAAUCUUUGUAUGCGGUGCAGCUGGCAAAGGACAAUUAGGUCUUAAAAAUGAUUCGAAUGAUAAUAUAGACAAGAGAAGCAAACAUAACUUUUAUCCUUUUACUCUUAUUUCAGAAUUGAAAAAUGUAACGGAUGUUUCAUGCGGGCAACAUCAUACUGUGGUAGCCACAGAUAAAGCAGAAAUAUAUGUCUUUGGUGCAAAUAAUUAUGGACAAUUGGGUAUUGAUAAUGAACUUUUUUCAACUAUUUCUUCACCAACAAAAUUAACUAGUGUACAUUUUAAUUUGGCAAUUGAGAUGCAUACAGGAUGGACGCAUACAAUUAUUCUGACUGAUAAUAAGCUCUUUGCUUGGGGCAGAAAUACCUAUGGUCAAUUAGGGAAAGAAAGAACUAUACCUUGGAAGGCAGAUCUAAUAGAAAAUAUACCUAAAAUAUAUCAACUUUCGAUUGGUUCACAGCAUAAUAUAGCUCUUACCGAUGAAAAAACUGUAUUGUGCUGGGGUUGGAACGAGCACGGAAAUUGUGGAACUGGGGACAUUAACGAUGUUCUAUUACCAAAACCCGUUUCAUUACCAUCAAAUUCAGAAGGAAUCUUAAUUGGAACUGGCGCAGGACAUUCAUUCGCUGUAAUAAGGAUAAAAAUUAGAUCGAAGGUAGCAAAAAUGUUGCGCGCAAGAUCUCAUAGUAGCAUUUGCGAACAGGAAGCAAAAUUCGUGAACGAUCGAAUAGCAGGCGUUGAAAAACAUUUCUCCGAAUUGUGUGCGAUAUUCGCGGCGUUUAUCAGAAAAGCAGCAAGAUUGCGAGACAAAAACGACGAAGUUGCAAAAACGAUCCAUACUUAUGCUGAAUCAGAAUUAAUAAAUCGAUCGUUAAAUCACGGCCUUCUAAAUUUGUCCGCCACAUUAUCCGCUAUAGGUGAUUACAGGGAUGCUCAAGUUCAAAGGCUAGAUGCAAAAGUAGUAGCACCAUUAUCUCAGUAUGCAACGAUUUGCAAACACGCGCGCGAUGACGUUAAAAAUACUUUCGCAGCACGCGAUAAGGAGCUUACAAAGAGAAAACAACUGGAUAGAAUUAGAGAAAAAAAUCCAAGAAAUCGACAGAUGAUCUCGCAAGCGGAAUCGGAAUUGAUGAAAGCAGCUGUCGAGGUUUCCAGGGUGAUUAAAGGUUUGGAAGAACAAAUCGAUUCUUUCGAACGACGAAAAUUACACGAUCUAAAGAACAUACUAUUGGAUUUUGUUACGAUCGAAAUGAGUUUUCAUACGAAAGCUAUUGAACUUCUUACUAAGGCGUAUCAGGACAUUGCUGACAUAAACGAGACUAAAGAUCUUGAAGACUUUCAAAGUGCUCGAGGAGAUAUGAAUGGGGAAUUUCGAGAAACUAUGCGCGUACCAGAUUCUAUUACAAGAUUGGAUACUGUUCGAAGAACGUCUUUUCGACAAGCUUAUUCACUUUCAAACUUGGCCAGUCGAUUUACAUCCUCUCCUAUGAUUCCGCAAAAGUCUCUUCGUGAUCGAACAACAGAACUAGCGGACUCGCUGAAAACCGGUUUUACCAAUUCUUCCGAAUCCAUACAAGUGGAAGAAUAUGGAAACAGUUCGGAAGAAACCGAUUCCGAAUCGUUUCAAGAAAAACCACCAGUGAGAACUAGACACAAAUCUAUGUAAGCUUUCACUCAUCUUUCUAAUUGUUUUUAUGUACUUUUUUUAGAUACAAAUACUAAAGAAUUCAAAAAAUAAGAUACGAAAAAAAAUUAUACUCAAGGCAGUACCCCCCUUUCCUGCAUACCAAAAAUCCUUGACAUCCCCAUUAAAGUAUAUACUAUCUUCAAACGUUGUUAAGAAGCAUUAAAUUCUGCUUAAUUAAUAUUUUAUGUUUCUUUUGCUAUGUGGUAGCCGUAUAGAUGUACAUAAUGGCGAAUAACAUUCUAAUAAACUUUUAGAUUUAAUAUUUAUUAUAUUAAGUUUUAAAAGGAAAAUGUAUGAAAGAAUUUGCCUGACAAUUGGCCUUACGAAUUAUCGUAGCAGUACUAACGUAUGUUAUAAAAAUUCAUCCGCAUAAAAAGAAAGUGCAAGUUUAUUCGUAUUGAAAUAAAUGAAUAUAAAUAAAUAUAUGUAUAAUUUGAUAAUUACA